Rhizoctonia solani is the source of this 1587-nucleotide messenger RNA. Its product is annotated as Serine/threonine-protein kinase. The transcript is spliced from 4 exons. Gene Ontology annotation, biological process: protein phosphorylation; intracellular signal transduction; intracellular monoatomic cation homeostasis. The record is from RefSeq and is a predicted model, not a curated record. The coding region runs from base 1 to 1587 and encodes 528 amino acids. Gene Ontology annotation, molecular function: ATP binding; protein serine/threonine kinase activity. Lineage: Eukaryota; Fungi; Basidiomycota; Agaricomycetes; Cantharellales; Ceratobasidiaceae.
AUGGGCGAGGACGAAGAGUUAGUAGCAGUGUCGUCUGGGAAUACUCCCACUCCAACGGGCCCAGACCGGGUGGCGCUGCCCUCGCCGCAGCCGUCGGGAUGGAACACACCUGCGAAUAUCCAGGCACUGCGCGCCUCAGAGGUCACCAACGGUGCCUUUUCCCCCUCGGUCCUCGCGUCGGGCGCGUCAUCCCCGGUCCCAGACAGCGCCAGCACCGCCACGCCCAGAGCCAACCCACCUGCUCGUCGUCCGUCUCGUGGGGCCGCAGCAGCAGCCAAGCUCACUGGAGCAGCCGCCUUUAAGCGCAUGUUUGGGUCCAACACAAGCACACCCGCCAUGACCCCACGCACACCCUCGACCGAGACGACAGGACAGGACAGCCUCCUCAACGGCGCCAACAAGCCACCGCCCACGCCCGACUCGGAAUCAGAAACGACGUCGGACCGAUUCCGAUCCAAUCCGCCCAGCCGCGCCCAGUCGUUUUCCAGCGAACGGCCCAAGCCACCCAGCCGUCCGCCCUCGGUGUCCGGCGACCACCACAAGUUCAACCUCAAGGACCUCCUUGCCGCCGCACCCAAGCCUGCCCGCAAGUCUUCCACCGGAGGCAGCCGCAAGUCCGACGCCGGCUCCGAAAAGGCCCGCUCCGUCGUCUCGGGUGGCAGCGGGCGCCACCUCCAUCGUCAAGCUCGCACACAAUGGGACCGCACAGAGGAGAAGCUCUAUGCCGUCAAGGAAUUCCGCAAACGCCGCAAAAACGAAACAGAGAAAGAAUAUGUCAAGAAGCUCACCUCGGAAUUCUGCAUUUCCUCGGCCUUGCAUCACAUCAACGUCGUCGAAACCGUCGACCUCGUCAAGGACGAGAACCAGCACUGGUGCGAGGUCAUGGAGUACUGUCCCGGUGGCGAUCUCUAUGCUGCCAUCAAACGCGGCGGCAUGAGUCCCAGCGAAGUCGAGUGUUGCUUCAAGCAAGUCUUGCAGGGUGUAGACUAUUUGCAUUCCCAGGGUGUCGCCCAUCGCGACAUCAAACCCGAGAACCUCUUUUUCAACCAAUACGGCCAUCUCAAGAUCGGCGACUAUGGCGCAUCAACCGUCUAUCGCCUCCCCUGGGAAAAGAACAUACACAUGUCUACCGGUUUAUGCGGCAGCGAACCCUACAUCGCCCCCGAACAAUUCACACCCGGGCCCUACGACGCCCGACUAGUCGACAUUUGGGCAUGCGGUAUCGUCUACUACUGUCUCCACUUUCAAGAACUCCCCUGGCGAGUCGCCCAAACCUCCGAUCCGCUCUUCCAAGCCUACCUCACCGCAUGCUCCACCAAGCCCGCUCCCCCAGCCGGCUCCAACUCCCCAGCGCCCUCUCAACCCCCGUUGCCCACCACCAUCUCCAACCUGAGCCCGAGGGCGUGCAGACCCCUGCUCAGACGCAUGCUCGACCCGAAUCCCAAGCUGAGAAUACAGAUCGAGGAAAUCAUGAAGGAUGCCUGGUUGGCGACUGUCGAAGUCUGCACCGACAGCAAGAAACCCGGCCACGUCCAUUCGUUUGCCCAGCAGAGAGCCCAGCAGGUGUUUGAUGGUCGGGGCGCUUAG